AUGAAUCAGGUACCUGUUGCAGCAACACAUAAUGAAAGAACCAAUAUUAUUCCUGAUGGAAAUUGGAGAAGCACAUUGACCGCAUCUGAGCAACAUGCAAUUAUAUUUCAUUUAGUUUCAGCUUUGCGGGCAGUAUCGUCAAAUGUUUCUUUGGAGCAUUUGGUGGCUAUUGUGAAUGCGUUUGAGAAACAUGCAUAUGAAAAGGCUAACAGCAAAAUGGAAUAUAUUAAUAUUUGUAAUACUAAAUUGAUGCAUAUUAAAGGGACUGCUAUUGCCAAACAUAGUUCUUUGCAAACACAGAAUCAACAACCAAUAGUGCAUUUUUUUCCCCAGGUUCACCAUCAGCAGGUUGUUUCUUCUCAACCGAAAACAUUUGAGCGCUCACAGGGUUCUGGAUUAAUAUCCCAAGCUGCUUUUGCUCGUUCUGCGUCUCAGUCAUCUCAGCAGGCUAUAGAUUCUCAUUCUCAGUUUCAACAAGCUGCAACACUCUUAAAUCCGCAAAUGGUAUUUCACCAAAAGCAAGCUUUAAUGAGACAAGCUUCAACUAAUUCUCAUCUUUCUACUCAGAAUUUAAUGCAAUCUUUAAACUGUUCUGUAAAUCAGCAAUCUCUUAAUGUGAAUUCUGCUUCGGAUAAUUUAAAAUUUCCGUCUCAUUCUGUUUCUCAGCAAAAGGCAUUACAGAUUCAGCAAAUAUUAAAUCAGUUACGUGCACAAAAUAAUCAGCAGCAAUAUUCACAAUAUAUGACCCGUCAAACACAUGCUUUUCAAAGCUCAGAUAAGCAUCAACCGUCUCUUAAUCAACAAUCUCUUAAUCAACAGCAAAUUCAUAUGUUAUCGCAAGCUGAUUUGUAUCAACAAUGUUCCGAUGGUUCACUGCUUAAUCCGUCCAAUAUAAAUUUGCAAAAACUUAUGGCACUAAAUCAGACUAUUCAGACUCAAAAUCAAAAUAAAAAACCUCAGUCAUCCCAGUCACAAGCUAAGCAGUUGCUUUCUGGUCAAACAUUACAGGGGUUUUCAUCUCAAAUGCAAGGAUCUGUUCAACAAAUGGUUAAUCCUCAAGUGCAGAAAAGGGUGACUCAGACUACUGGACCUUCUACAUCUCAUCAGGAAUUUAAAAAAUAUCUUGAUCCCCAUUUAAAUCCUUGUAAUUAUCUUAUUCCACAGCGUAUUUUAGCUCAGUUACCUGAACUUCCCUCUAAUGUUUCUACUUGGACUCAAGUUGCUGAGCUUUUUCGAAGCCAAAGAUUAAGUCCAGAACAAAUGACUCGUGUUCAUGAUCUUUUUUAUCAACAUGCAUUAUAUCUUCAACUACAUUAUCAACAAAUUCAGCAGAUGAAUAAUCAAUCUGCUAAUCAAUUUCAAUCUCAGUCUAUGUCUCAACUACAUUCUACUAAACCGGCUUCUCAAAUUCAACAGCAGCAAAUGCGACAGAGUUUACCUCAAAUGCAACAAGCAUCAAAUGUAAUUCCUUCUGAAUUUAUGCAAUCUGAAUGGUUUUCUGAAGCUCCAAAUUUUUCAUCAUAUUCUCAUGUUUUUGUUCCUAAUAUUAAUACCUCUUUAAAUAAUCAGGUUUCUCAAUCACAAUUUCAAUCAAUUGAUCAAUUAUUAACUACGACUAAAAAUGAUAAUGCUUUUGGAGCAAAAAAAAGACCUAAAACUCCUGUAAAAAUUAAAAAGAAAGAAGAUAUUAAAUCUGUUAACGACCAACAUUAUGUAUUACAAGCAUCUAAUUUAGUAUUAUCUUCUCCUGUUCCAACUCAGCAAAUAACGCAAUUUAAACAAGAUUCUACUCCUCAAGAUCAAAGCGAUAAUUCUAUUGUUCAGAAAAUUUUGAUGUGUGGUGGUAAAGAGGUAAAUAUCCAGAUGGUUGCUCGUCUUAAGCGAAUUCAAAAUGAAGUAGAAAGAAAUGGAAUAAAAAUUACACCAUUGAAUGAUCUUACUUCUAUUCAAAAACAGCAGGUUUGUGAAUUAGUUACUGAAAUGAAUCAAAUGUAUCAUCGUAUUGAUAUGCUUUUACCGCUAUUUAUGGCUUUAAGUUCAAAUGAGUCUGCAGUUAAACAGUUAUUGCAAAUGAGGUUACUUUGUAAGAAUCAGUUUGAUGUUUUACCUCAAGGGAUUUAUUUGUGCUAUCCUUCUCAGUUUAUUAAGAUUAAAAAAAUUAUAUUAGAAUAUUUUAAAUUUGUAAAGAGUAGUGUUCAUGCUAUUCAGAAACAAAUCGAAAAUGAAAAACCAUUAUCAGAUAAAACUCCAACAAAUCUUCCCGAAAUAAAUUCUAGUAUUUCUGAUUUUCAACAUGCUUUAGUUGAUACGGUAUCAGUUCAAAUCCCUAGUGAUGCCUCAUCAUCAAAAUUAUUUAAGACUAAUUUAAAAAACAAUACAAAAACAGAUAAUAUGGAAAUGAUUUCUAGAGAUAAUUUUAAUAUUGAUAAUAACUUUAGUGAAACUAAUACGAUAUCUGGAGAAAAUAUUUUAAGUUCUGAGAAAAUAAACUUAGAUGUUUUUGAUUUAUCUAAAGAGUCUCAUGAAUCUCAGAUAAAAGAUAAAGUUAUAAAUGAUUCUUUAGAUUAUACACUUUUAAAUGUGGCUAGUGUUUUGGAAGCAGAUGAUGUUAAUGAAAUUUUUUUUAUGGAUAAAUCUUUUCUUAAUGAGAAAGAAAGCAUAGAUAUUUUGUCUAAUGAAUUAGAUUCUGAAAUUAUUUCAAGUUUAGAAGUGAAAAGUCCUCAAUCUUUUGUUACAAAUGGUCUACCAGAUCAAUCUUUAGGAAAAGAUCAAAAUGAUUUUGUAGGUAUAUCCGGUAUCGAUGAUAAAUUGUCUUCUAGUUUAACUGUAAGUCCUGUUAGCAAUGAAAAGAGAUCCUUUUCUUCAUCUGAGGCUGUAUUUUCAUCAAUUGUUUCUAAUGUUUUGGAAGAUGAAAAGUUGUUAAAUGAUAUAAACUUUGAUCAGUGUUUUGAUUUAACUUUUAAUGAUAAGACUUAUGGAAAUAAUAUAUUGAAUUUUGAUAAAUUGCAAGAAAAUAAUCUUAGUUCUGUAUUCGAUAUUAACGAAAUAAAGUUAGAAAAUACACCUGAAGGAUUAGAAUGGGAUUUUAGAAGUAUAUCUAAUAUUGGUCCUUUUAAAAUAAAAGAUUUCUAUGCAUCAAAUAAUGAAAAUAUAUGGAAUGAGGAAGUAAAAACAAGGGAUUUAUCUACUCUUGGCUUAGGAAUUGUAACUAAUGUUUAUUAA
Molecule: messenger RNA, 3222 nt
Organism: Pneumocystis jirovecii RU7
Lineage: Eukaryota; Fungi; Ascomycota; Pneumocystomycetes; Pneumocystales; Pneumocystaceae
Exons: 7
Coding region: 1-3222 (1073 amino acids)
Biological process (GO): regulation of transcription by RNA polymerase II
Cellular component (GO): mediator complex
Molecular function (GO): transcription coregulator activity
Source: RefSeq, a predicted model, not a curated record